Molecule: messenger RNA, 6078 nt
Organism: Pan troglodytes (chimpanzee)
Lineage: Eukaryota; Metazoa; Chordata; Mammalia; Primates; Hominidae
Gene: METTL8
Product: methyltransferase 8, tRNA N3-cytidine
Exons: 11
Coding region: 378-1601 (407 amino acids)
Molecular function (GO): tRNA (cytidine-N3)-methyltransferase activity
Source: RefSeq, a predicted model, not a curated record
GUCUUGCGGGCGCGCUUCUCUGUGCUGCGAGUGGCUAGCUGGGCAGAGCCCUGGGGGCGCGGUGCUGCCGCCUCCAGGUCUCCGCCCCGUGUGUGCGCCCUGCGCUGAGGGAUCCCUCCCUCACUGCCCCUGUACUCACAAGCUUCUCGGCCCCGACCUUCGCCCUGGGAGGUUCUGGCCAGGUGCCGGGAGGGGCGCUGUGUCGAGGGCGAUCCCCCCAAAGUAGCGUCCCGUGCUAAAGAAACAGAGCCUCACUCUGUCACCUAGGCUGGAGUGCAGUGGUGCAAUUAUGGCUCACUGCAGUUUCAACCUCCCAGAUUCCAGUCAUCCUCCUGCCUCAGCCUCCCAAGAAGCUGGGACCACAGGUACUGCUUAGGAUGAAUAUGAUUUGGAGAAAUUCCAUUUCUUGUCUAAGGCUAGGAAAGGUGCCACGCAGAUACCAAAGUGGUUACCACCCAGUGGCCCCUCUGGGAUCAAGGAUUUUAACUGACCCAGCCAAAGUUUUUGAACACAACAUGUGGGAUCACAUGCAGUGGUCUAAGGAAGAAGAAGCAGCAGCCAGAAAAAAAGUAAAGGAAAACUCAGCUGUGCGAGUCCUUCUGGAAGAGCAAGUUAAGUAUGAGAGAGAAGCUAGUAAAUACUGGGACACAUUUUACAAGAUUCAUAAGAAUAAGUUUUUCAAGGAUCGUAAUUGGCUGUUGAGGGAAUUUCCUGAAAUUCUUCCAGUUGAUCAAAAACCUGAAGAGAAGGCGAGAGAAUCAUCAUGGGAUCAUGUAAAAACUAGUGCUACAAAUUGUUUCUCAAGAAUGCACUGUCCUACUGUGCCUGAUGAAAAAAAUCAUUAUGAGAAAAGUUCUGGUUCUUCAGAAGGUCAAAGCAAAACAGAAUCUGAUUUUUCCAACCUAGACUCUGAAAAACACAAAAAAGGACCUAUGGAGACUGGAUUGUUUCCUGGUAGCAAUGCCACUUUCAGGAUACUAGAGGUUGGUUGUGGAGCUGGAAAUAGUGUGUUUCCAAUUUUGAACACUUUGCAGAACUCUCCGGAGUCCUUUCUGUAUUGUUGUGAUUUUGCUUCUGGAGCUGUGGAGCUCGUAAAGUCACACUCGUCCUACAGAGCAACCCAGUGUUUUGCCUUUGUUCAUGAUGUAUGUGAUGAUGGCUUACCUUACCCUUUUCCAGAUGGGAUCCUGGAUGUCAUUCUCCUUGUCUUUGUGCUCUCUUCUAUUCAUCCUGACAGGAUGCAAGGUGUUGUAAACCGACUGUCCAAGUUACUGAAACCUGGGGGAAUGCUGUUAUUUCGAGACUAUGGAAGAUAUGAUAAGACUCAGCUUCGUUUUAAAAAGGGACAUUGUUUAUCUGAAAAUUUUUAUGUUCGAGGAGAUGGUACCAGAGCAUAUUUCUUUACAAAAGGGGAAGUCCACAGUAUGUUCUGCAAAGCCAGUUUAGAUGAAAAGCAAAAUCUGGUUGAUCGCCGCUUACAAGUUAAUAGGAAAAAACAAGUGAAAAUGCACCGAGUGUGGAUUCAAGGCAAAUUCCAGAAACCAUUGCACCAGACUCAGAAUAGCUCCGAUAUGGUAUCUACACUCCUUUCACAAGACUGAACUUUGUAACAUGUUAAGGUACAAAGCCAGAGGACUGUGCUAUUCAAGGACUACUGUAAGUCUAUCGUUUCUCAAAAGACAAUGAGAAAAAAGAAGAGAAUUUGUAUUUCCUGCCGUUUUGUCAUAGGUGAGCUCCUUUGUGCAUUUUAAGCACAUGUAAGUGGUUCGGCACAGUGUGCCUUUUUCUGUGCUUUGAAAACUUGAUAUGCCCAAGCUUGUUUGAAUUUAUUACAUCUAACCAUUUUGCUUGUUCCUUGAUUUUUAUAAGCAUUCAAUUAAGUUAGUAUUAUGUCAAGUAAUUUUGAGAAAAUGUAACUUGACAUUUUUUGCAAGUAAAAAAAAUUGUUUAUUUGUUUAGGCUUAGUAAACCAGUUCCCAAACACAGUCAGACUCUUCCCAUUGUCAUCUGAUUGCAGAGAGAAAGCACACCUUAUUUCCAGGGAAAGCUACAACAAGCCCAAGGUCAAAGUGUAUUAUUUUUUGUCUUGUUGUUGUCUAUUUUCUCCCAAUUUUUUUUUGAAAUUCAGAGGCUCAUAUCUGAAAUAGAAUUUUAGUUCCUCUUUCCUUUCCUAAAAUUGGGGAAGUACAGCCCAUGCUGACAUUAUUUUCAGGCUAUUCUUAGAUAUACAAGUUGUUAGGCCAGGUGCAAUGGCUCGCACCUGUAAUCCCAGCACUUUGGGAGGCUGAGGCAGGCAGAUCGCUUGAGCUCAGGAGUUCAAGACCAGCCUGGACAACAUGGCAAAACCCUGUCUCUCCCAAGAAUACAAAAAUUAGCCAGGCAUGGUGGCACACACCUGUGGUCCCAGCUACUCAGGAGACUGAGGUGGGAGGAUCGCUUGAGCCUGGGAGGCGGAGGUUGCAGUGAGCUGAGAUUGUACCACUGCGCUCCAAACUGGGUGACACGGUGAGACCUUGUCUCCAAAAAAAAAAAAAAAAAAAAAAAAAAGGUAUGUAAGCUGACAAGCUCUUGUAUCAAGGGCUUUUGAACCAGAGCAACUUCAUCUUGAAUAGGGACUGUGUAAAAUGAGGCUGAGACCUACUAGGCUGCAAUCCCAGGAGGUUAAGGCAUUCUUAGUCAAAGGAUGAGAUAGGAAGUCAGUACAAGAUACAGGUCAUACAGACCUUGCUGAUAAAACAGGUUGCAGUGAAGAAGCCAGCCAAAUGCCACCAAAACCAAGAUGGCAAUGAGAGUGUCCUCUGGCUGUCCUCACUGCUACACUCCCACCAGUGCCAUGAUAGUUUACAAAUGCCAUGGCAACAUCAGGAAGUUACCUAUAUGGUCUACAAAGGGGAGGCCUGAAUAAUCCACCCCUUGUGUAGCAUAUAAUCAAGAAAUAACCUUAAAAAUGGGCAACCAGUAGCCCUUGGGGCUGCUCUGCCUAUGGAGUAGCCAUUCUUUAUGUUUUACUUUUUUUUUUUUUUUUUUUGAGAUGGAGUCUUGCUCUGGCACCCAGGCUGGAGUGCAGUGGCGUGAUCUCAGCUCACUGCCAGCUCCACCUCCCGGGUUCACGCCAUUCUCUUGCUUCAGCCUCCUGAGUAGCUGGGACUACAAGCACCCGCCACCACGCCCAGCUAAUUUUUUUUUUUUUUUUUUUUUUUUGUAUUUUUAGUAGAGACGGGGUUUCACCAUGUUAGCCAGGAUGGUCUCAAUCUCCUGACCUUGUGAUCCGCCCGCCUCGGCCUCCCAAAGUGCUGGGAUUACAGGUGUGAGCCACCACGCCCAGCCUAUUCUUUACUUAAACUUGUUUUCACUUUGCUGUAUGGACUCAAUUCUUUCUUGCACAAGAUCCAAGAAUCCUGUCUUGGCGUCUGGAUCCAGACCCUUUCUGGUAUCAGUGGUAAGCUCUGUUUAAGACAACUGUCAUACCCAAGAAAAUUCUUAAAUUGUGGCAGUUAAAAAUGUAUUUAUCCCCUCGAGGGCCGGGCGCAGUCGCUCAAGCCCGUAAUCCCAGCACUUUGGGAGGCCGAGGAGGCGGAUCAUGAGGUCAGGAGUUCAAGACCAGCCUGACCAACACUGUCUCUACUAAAAAUACAAAAAAAAUUAGCCAGGCGUGGUGGUGGGCACCUGUAAUCCCAGCUACUCGGGAGGCUGAGGCAGGAGAAUCACUUGAACCUGGGAGGCAGAGGUUGCAGUGAGCCGAGAUGACACCACUGCCCUCCAGCCUGGGUGACAGUUGUUAGAGUCCGUAUCAAAAAAAAAAAAAAAUUUAUUUACUCCCUUGCUUCAAAAAGGACAUAAGUUGGCUUGCAAAUCACAUUUUGUAGAAAUGAAGUUUUUAAGAUUAGUCUCAUACUCAUUACAUAAUAUUUAUUGACUACUUACAUAUUGAGUGCUAAAUUCAGUGGAAUAAUACGAACAAUAAAGACCCAGCCUUGUUUAUGCUCUUCAGGGAGCAUAAAUAGAGUACAGCUGGCAAAACAAAAUGUGCAUAUCCCAAACCUGUAAAUCAUGAUCUAAGACAAUAUACAAACACUCAAAUAGGGAACUUAGCAGCUAGCAGACUUUGAUUAUGAACCACAGAACCUAGAAUAAAUAAAUACUCUCUUGAAAGAACCAUCAUUGGAAUAAUUAAGUUCCAACUGUUUUUUCUUUCUGAAUUCACUUAAAAUCCAAUUUCUAGAAGAAUAUCAUUGGUCCAGCUUUAGUCAUUGGUUCAUCUCUUAACAGGCUGGGGCAGGGCAGCUUAAUUGAUGAUGCCACCAGAAUGGGCAACAUGGGAAAAACCCUAUCUCUACCAAAAAUACAAAAAUUAGCCAGUGAUGGUGGCACACACCUGUUGUCCCAGCUACUCAGGAGGCUGAGGUGGGAGGAUCUUUUGAGCCUGGGAGGCAGAGGUUGCAGUGAGCUGAGAUCGCACCACUGCACUCCAACCUGGAGUGGAAGGAAAUUUCACUUCCUGGAAUGGAAGAAAGUUCUUCAAAGGAAAAUCAAGACACUGCUGUCAAAAAACACCAGGGGAGGGAUGCUGUCCAGUCACAGCCAACACAUCAUAUAGCAGUGGUAGCAGUAGUAAUAGUAUUUCCAGAGAGAGAGAGAGAGAGAGAGAGAUUAGCUCUGAAAAAGAAUGGAGAAGAAUCAGGUUUCUUGGGGGAGGUAGGUCUCAGGCUAGUUCUUGAAUGUACAUUCUCAGCAGAUGGUGAGAAGACAAGUGUGGUGUGGGACAUUAAUGAUGAGGGAUAGGUAGAAAAGAUGGGAAGGGGGUCAGCUUGUAGAUAACCUAGACUAGCAGGUGUAUGACUUCUAGGCUCUGAACUGGAGCCAUCUGAGAUCAGUUUGAGAUAUGGUGUCUUAUAAAUGUAUUGAGAGAGGUUGAGGAGUUGUCUAUAGAAUGGAAUGGAGUGAGGUCAGAGAUCAGUGGCAAGGAAGACCACAUAAAGGUUUUUGCACAAACUUGCCUUGAUGGCAAGUCCUCAAAAGUACAAUUAUCAAGCUUUCUGUUUAAACAUGCAUAAGUCAGUAAAUAUAAACAUUAAAAUUUGCCCAAGACUCUUAACUCAGUUGUAUUUCAUAAUUAAAGUGUACAUUAAAAAGCCAAACUAGUCAUGAAAGUAUUACAUACAGCAAGGGCGGUUUAGAUAAGUUAAUGUUGCUAUGGGAACCCCAGCAGAUCUCCUUGUGUCUCCAUUUAAAAAUCAUGGCCCAAGGUGGUUUUAAAAACAACAGAAGGUAAAAUUAUUCUCACAUUCUCACACAUGUAAAUUGUACUGUCUCUCUCAGUUCUAAAUAGCGGAUUCAAGCCAGCCUCUUGACUGGCACAGUAAAAUUCGGCUUCAUGUCUUUCUAUAAUGUAUUACAGCAUGUGAGUUAACCUUUAGAAGCUUCAAAAAUACAUCAACCAAAUUUGGACUGUGAGACACAAACUGGUCUCUUUUGGGCUCUGUCCAGCAUAGCCUUCCUAUUCCACAUGGCUGCGCAGCAGGGCCAUUUCCACCAGUGUCUUCUGCUUGCCUGGUCAGUCUUUCUGUCUCUUAACCUACCUACAACAACUUCCUUCUCGGGGUUUGCUGCUAGAUAGAAAUGUAGAUUUUGGCACAGAAAGAAAAGGGAAAGACCUAUUUGGAAUUUUGUCUAUAGAUGUUAAGAAAUCAUGAAGUGUUGCAAAUGUAACUGCUUGGGUAUUAGUUUAAAAUAUUUGAUAACUGCAUGAAAUUCUAAUUUACCCCUCACAUCCAUGAAGCUAGGACCAGUUGGUUAGGCAGAGUUUGAUAUUUAAAAAUUCGUCUUCUGAGAGAGCUGAAUUUCAAAAGGACCAUUUUCUUUCCAGGAGUAAAAGGUAUAUUCUUUCAUCUUCUUACAAUACAGAAACAAUGGAAUAUAUUGUUUAAAUGCACCCUUCAUUUUUUUCUCCAUUUCUAAAAAUUCACUUUUGAGCAUCGUCCAAAUGUAAAAAUUCUCACACAUGAGGAACUGUUUCCGAAGGUUGUGAGAAAGUCAAGAUAACAGUUUCUAUUAUUAAAAGUUUUGCAUUCGGUAUAA